CCCUGAAAUUUGACGUAACAGGUUUUGAUAUUUGCCAAUCUAUAUCAAGUUUUCAAAUUUCUUUAUUUUCAAAAUAGAGACUAAAAUGAAGAAAAUCAAACCCAGAUAACAUUCCACCAUGCAGAAGCUACAACUAACCCUGGCCAUAAUCAAGCCACACGCUGUUAAAAAUCCCGUGGCUCUUUCUUUCAUUAGGAACGUAAUAAAAAAUAAGUUUAUAGUCAUAAAAACUAAACGGGUCUCCUUGGAUAAGGAAGCAGCUGGUAAAUUCUACAGCGAACAUGUUGGCAAGUUCUUCUAUAAUCGGCUGGUGACGUUCAUGACGAGUGGUAGUGUGGACCUGCACAUUAUGGGCCACUGUAACGCCAUAGAGCUGUGGCGCCGCAUGCUGGGCCCCACCAGCGUGUACAAGGCACAGUUCCAGCAGCCCUACUGUCUCCGGGGCAUGUUCGGCAUAUCCGACACCAGGAACGUUGCUCAUGGCUCUGAUUCUCCACCGUCAGCAGAGCGAGAGAUCAAAUUCUUCUUCCCGGAGUUCUCUUUCUACCAAUGGCACAAUGGACACGAGGUGCUGUACAGGAAAGGACCCAUCAUCUUCAACGAUCAUCUCUUUGAACAUGUCAGGAAACUGUAAAGAUCGGUUUUCCGAG
Molecule: messenger RNA, 650 nt
Organism: Cydia splendana
Lineage: Eukaryota; Metazoa; Arthropoda; Insecta; Lepidoptera; Tortricidae
Product: nucleoside diphosphate kinase 6-like
Exons: 3
Coding region: 119-634 (171 amino acids)
Biological process (GO): CTP biosynthetic process; UTP biosynthetic process; GTP biosynthetic process
Molecular function (GO): nucleoside diphosphate kinase activity
Source: RefSeq, a predicted model, not a curated record